GAUCUUUCUAUACACGUUCAGCAAAAAAAAUAGAUCUUUGUAUGCACUCUAUCCUCCAGUCUCCCAGGGUCAACUAGUCUAAAACCAAUAACACGUGGCUUCUCACUAACCAUCCACCAAAUUCAAACACACCCUCGGCGCAUUUUGUCACACGCCACCUCAUCACCACCUACCCACCUUUAACGCCGCCUCUCUUCUCCAUAGUCCCCGCCACGAAGACCUAAACUUUCCUACUAUUAUAAAAACCCAACCAUUCAAAAACCCAAAAAACCAUGUCUGUUACUACCUCUCUCUCUCUCUCGCCCCAUGCGCACCUUAGCCCACUCCUCCCUCCCAUGUCUAUUUUACGCCGCCUCAACCUCCACAACCACCUAAAUCUCCGUAGCCGUAGCCGUAGCCGUAACCACCGCCUCUUUAGAAGCUUAGCCGUCGCAGCCGUACGUCAAGACACCACAGUCUGGACGCAAGCUCCGCUCACGGAAAUCGAGCCCGCCGCCGAGUCCUUGUUCCACGUCACCAUCGACGUGUCCGACGCGCCGGACCUCGCCGUGUCCCACACUCGCCCGGGGCAGUACCUUCAGCUCCGGGUCCCCGACGUCGAAAAGCCUUCCUUCCUAGCCAUCGCGUCGCCGCCUUCGCUCUCGGAAGCGCGCGGCGCAUUCGAGUUCCUGGUGAAGAGUGUGGCUGGCUCCACCGCUGAGCUCCUCUGUGGAUUGAAGAAAGGCGAUGUGGUUGAGCUCAGCCAGGUCAUGGGACGUGGAUUCGAUAUCGAUCGGGUCGACCCGCCCGAGUCAUUUCCUACGCUUCUCAUUUUCGCCACUGGAUCCGGAAUUAGUUCAAUCCGGUCUCUCAUUGAGUCAGGAUUUAGUGCUGAUAAGAGAUCUGAUGUGAGGCUUUAUUAUGGGGCAAGAAACCUUAAGCGAAUGGCUUAUCAGGAUAGAUUUAAAGAUUGGGAAUCUUCUGGGGUUAAGAUUGUGCCUGUUUUAUCACAACCAGAUGGCAACUGGACGGGUGAAAGUGGCUAUGUACAGGCUGCUUUUACUAGAGCCAAGCAAAUUUACAGCCCUCAAUCUACUGGUGUUGUGCUCUGUGGGCAGAAACAGAUGACUGAGGAAAUUACUUCAAUUCUUGUAGCAGAUGGCGUGUCAAGUGAGAAGAUAUUAAAGAACUUUUGACAAACUAGAUGUAGUUCAUAUUGUUGUAUUAUUGUUGAGCAACAGUUAGUGAUUUAUUUGUUCCAACCGCUGAAUAUUAUCUCAGCUUGGUGUAGAAAAUAAAACCAAUUUUGGGAUUUUUGAGCAUCUUAUUGUAUGUGUGGAUGGUGGAUGAAAACUGCCUCCCAAGCAAAGAUAAAUUAUAGAAAAUCCAUUCUUAAAGUUUUGUCAA
Molecule: messenger RNA, 1386 nt
Organism: Quercus lobata
Lineage: Eukaryota; Viridiplantae; Streptophyta; Magnoliopsida; Fagales; Fagaceae
Product: FAD/NAD(P)-binding oxidoreductase
Exons: 5
Coding region: 273-1175 (300 amino acids)
Molecular function (GO): oxidoreductase activity
Source: RefSeq, a predicted model, not a curated record